UGCUCUUAUUGGUGGAAGCAGUGCUACGUGGACAUAAGACAGAAACAGGUAUCCGCGCAUGUGACCGUUAUCACUUCAGUCGAUUUUGGGAAAGCGGUGAGCGCGACAGGAGGCUCAGCUCCCUGUGAAACGCUGAUGAGGGUCUGAUGAGCUGAUGAAGGGUCUCUUUAUUUAAUCCCAGUCUGUCAUUUAUCUCUCAGUGACUUUUGCAUCAGUUGUGAAUAAUUCAGCUUUACGGGCCUGCACGGUGGUGUGGGUGAUUUAAACAUGAAGUCUAAAGGAAAGAGUUCAAAGAGGAGACAGCACUCAUGGGCUGAACAGGAGCAUGCUGACCUGCAGCUGGAUGUAGAGCCUGGCUCUAGUGAACAUGAAGGCUCUGAGGCCUCUCUCCCACUGGGGGCAUCGUGGCGGGAAUCAGGCAUCGAGGGCCGUGCGAGAACAAGGAUGGCCACGCGCCGUCGCCGAUGCCAACACAGCAGUGCCAAAGAGAGCAAUGUGCGCAGGCUGGAGAGCAACGAGAGAGAGCGGCAGAGGAUGCACAAACUGAACAAUGCAUUUCAAGCCCUGCGGGAAGCCAUUCCACACGUCCGAAUGGACAAAAAGCUCUCCAAGAUUGAGACUCUCACACUGGCCAAGAACUACAUCAAAGCCUUGACUACCAUCAUCCUGGGCAUGUCUGGGACCUGCCUGUCUGACAUGGAAACUAAGCAGCUCCUGGACAGUGAGGGCCACAACGAUCUGUCCAAGUACCUGGAUCAUAUCCGUAGCCUCAGCCACAGCAGCUAACACCAGUUUUGCCCACUGUAGCAUCCAGACCACUGAAAAGUGUUAGACUGUACAGUUCUCCCUGUAAGAGACACAGUGAUGCUAAUGAAGAACUCUCGGACUAAAGAGUUGGGCUCUGAGAUGCUUACAUAGUAAUCAAAUUCCAAUUUUGGUUUGAAAGAUUAUUUUGUCUUCAAUGCUGAGCUUUUUCCAAUCACAAUGUGGCAUGAUGAGGCAGAUAUUCCCAAGUUCAAACAUUUUACAAAGACCAAGUCAUAAAAAAAGAACUGUACAUUAGAGAGUAUAUGAUGACAGGCAUACAGAACUAUGACCUUUUCCCACAAUAAUAGGGAAUUACAGUGAUGGAGAAGAAAACUUUAAAGAAUAAUUUGGAGUCACAUUUAUUGGAAGGGAACAUGUCAUGCAUACAUUAACACUGGGGAGUGUUUUAAUAUACCUAACAACUUCACGUAUUUUAUUACACCAUAAUUUUAGCUUUUAACAGUUCACCGUUCCAUAUAUUUCCAGAGUUCAAAAUCUUCAAAGCCCAUCACAUAUUUCAGUAAGGAAUGUAAACAGAAAUAUGGUGCAAACUGUACAAACCUUUUCUAUUUAUCGACAUUUUACCAGCAACAGCAUUCACA
Messenger RNA from Silurus meridionalis, 1409 nucleotides. It is a transcript of the gene bhlha15, whose product is annotated as basic helix-loop-helix family, member a15. Gene Ontology annotation, molecular function: protein dimerization activity. The transcript is spliced from 2 exons. The coding region runs from base 268 to 786 and encodes 172 amino acids. The record is from RefSeq and is a predicted model, not a curated record. Lineage: Eukaryota; Metazoa; Chordata; Actinopteri; Siluriformes; Siluridae.